UCUGUUUUCACAUGCAAAAGUGAUUGCUUAAAAAAAAAUGCCUUACCACUGAAUGAUUUUAUGGAAAAUAUAUGUUGUGUAUAUAUGUUUGUAUAAUUCUGGACGCAUCAUGCUGCUUUAUUAACAACAUGACCAAGCGUCACAGAUUACUAUUAGAUUUGUUUUAGAGGGCGCUUCCUCCUUUACCACAUUUUGCCGUUUCACGGGACAUAAAUCAUCUCAACCCCGCGGUUCAGGUUAAUAGAAUUCCCUCGUUGAGUCAGUCAGAGAGAGACGUCGGAUAGGCUGGUCGUUCACCGCAGCGACACCGAACUGCGGUGAUAAAACAAACAGCACACAUUCCGUUGAGAGGAAGGUUCCUACUUUACUUAAUAAUCUGUCACAAUAUACAUCCAUAUUGCAGAAACGGACGGUUAUUUUCAUGGUAGCCGAAAAUCCUCUUAUUAACUUGUUGUUUUAAUGUGUUGAGUUAAUUAUAAGGAGGAAGGACAUGACUGAGUUAAGGAUGAGAGGAAGGGCAGCGGAUCCCGACAGCGUUAGUGAAAACAAGGAGGCAGCUGGAGAGGACAGACUGGGUCUGCCUGGUGAGGCUGGAGGUGAGGGAGAUGGAGACCGAGAGUCUAUAGCAGGCACACCAGAUGUUCCUCCGUCCACAGUAGACAACACUCCACAGUUCCUCAACAAGGUUGUGGAGGGCCUCAACCCCAGAUGGAAGAACUGGUGGAUCCGAGGGGUUCUGUCUCUGGCCAUGAUUUCAGGAUUCUUUAUGGUCAUCUACCUGGGACCCAUCAUGCUCAUAUUAGUGGUGAUGACCAUCCAGAUCAAGUGUUUUCAGGAGAUCAUAGAUAUCGGCUACAGAGUCUACCAUUCCUACGAGCUGCCCUGGUUCAGGACACUCAGCUGGUACUUCCUGAUUUGUGUGAAUUAUUUCUUCUAUGGUGAGACAUUGGCGGAGUACUUCGGUGCGUUGGUUCAGAGAGAGGAAUCACUCCAGUUCCUGGUCCGAUACCAUCGCUUCAUCUCCUUCACUCUCUACCUGGCAGGUUUCUGCAUGUUUGUUUUGAGUCUGGUGAAGAAGCAUUACCGGCUGCAGUUUUAUAUGUUUGCGUGGACCCAUGUAACCCUCCUGAUUGUGGUGACACAGUCUCACCUAGUCAUUCAGAACCUGUUUGAAGGAAUGAUCUGGUUCAUCGUCCCCAUCUCCAUAGUGAUAUGCAAUGACAUAACGGCCUACCUGUUUGGUUUCUUCUUUGGCAGAACACCACUCAUUAAGCUGUCUCCUAAGAAGACGUGGGAGGGGUUUAUAGGAGGCUUCUUUGGGACCCUGGUCUGUGGAUUCAUACUGGCCUACCUGCUCGCUCAGUUCCAGUACUUUGUAUGUCCUGUGGAGGUCAACAGCAAGACCAACCGUUUCACCGCGGACUGUGAACCCUCUGACAUCUUUGUGAUGCAACAGUACACAUUUCCCUUCGCUGUCCAGAACAUCCUCACAUGGAUAGAUGGCUUAGACAAUAAUGGGCAGUCUGGUCUGUUACUGGUCUGGUGUGAGAGUGUGAGGAAAACGGUGAACCUGUACCCAUAUCAGAUCCACAGUGUGGUGCUCUCCACCUUCGCCUCUCUGAUUGGUCCCUUUGGAGGAUUCUUCGCCAGCGGCUUCAAACGAGCGUUCCAGAUCAAAGACUUUGCAGACACCAUCCCUGGUCACGGGGGCAUCAUGGAUCGCUUCGACUGUCAGUAUCUGAUGGCUACCUUCACUCACGUUUACAUAGCCAGCUUCAUCAGGGGUCCCAACCCCAGCAAGGUGUUACAGCAGCUGUUGGUCCUGCAGCCAGAGCAGCAGCUCAGUAUCUUUAACACCAUGAGAGACCGCCUGAGAGACCGGGGAAUACUGCCCCCUGCUGCCAUGUAGCACAGACACAGACACACACACACACACACACACACACACACACACACAGAGAGAGCGAGAGAGAGAAAUUGUCUAAGGCUGCUUGUGUGUUACUAGAUUUACACAUCUAGUUUUUCUGGAUCUAUGUCAAGUAAGGGGGGGGGGGAAUGGCACAGCAGCCAUUUUGGGAGGGGAUGUGGAUGACCACACACCAUAGCAAUGAUCUUUUGGGGUGAUUUCUACCUUCUUCUAGAAACUCUUCUGCUCAGCGACUGUUUUUCUUGUUCUUUUAACCAGUCCUCAUUAAUGUGAUCUAAGGUGUUACUCCUAGCAACAGGAAGUUACCUUUUACAAAUAACAACAAUACUUUCGGGGACUUCACAUGUACCACUGGGACCUGCACGAGCACCUACACCAACAAACUACAGUGAGCCAAUGUAAUGCUACCAAGCUAACUAGCAGCAGCAACAUUUUAAAGACUAAAUAAAGGCUGCGUUGCUCUGAAGAAACAAAAUGGAUCCUAGUUAAGAACGCAUAUGGUUUGUUUCAUAACAGUACUGUAGGGGACAGUGACUGGCGGUCACCCUGUGGAUGGAUGGAGAUUAUUACAGUGAUUUUAGCCGAACUGAAGGAAGACACAGGGCACAUCUUACAGAACCAGGAUACCGGCUUUUCCUGGGAUGGUGUCUUUAAGUGUUGGCUUGGAUCAACAGCAGGGUCUUAGUCACUAGACACCAAACCCCAAGAAAACGGACCGAAACAGGGAGGGUAACUGACCUGAAUUUGUCCAAUAAGAAACGUCUGUUUCUUCCGUUGCGUAACGUUUUGCUACGGCGUGCACUAAUGAAUAUGUUUUUUGGACUUAUGUAGGCUGCCCCAACAUGUUGAAGAUACUAAACACACUUGACUUGGGCAUGGUGUUUAUUUAAUAAUAGUAUGUACAUGUCUAUAUCACAGAUGAUGGUCUUUACGUCAACAUAACAUAUACGAUGUAAAACAUUUUAAGCAUG
Molecule: messenger RNA, 2898 nt
Organism: Salmo salar (Atlantic salmon)
Lineage: Eukaryota; Metazoa; Chordata; Actinopteri; Salmoniformes; Salmonidae
Product: phosphatidate cytidylyltransferase 2
Cellular component (GO): endoplasmic reticulum membrane
Molecular function (GO): phosphatidate cytidylyltransferase activity
Source: RefSeq, a predicted model, not a curated record